AUCAAUGAGCGGCAUGAUUUACGCGCUUGUUCUCGAGCAAUUCCAUGUAGGAAGAAGACUAUAUAAAGAGAUCUGUUCAAAUCAAAAUCUGAAAAGUAAAGUCUACCCUCUCACCAAGAACUACAUCAACAUCAUCAUCAACAUUAUCGUCAGCUUCACGAGUAUUCUUGCCUUCAGUGAUAUGAAAACGUCGUCGGUGUGGUCGCUAUCCGCCUUUUGGGAUCGCCUUCUCGGGUGGUUACUGCCCACCUUACCCUCACCCAGUUUUUUCUCCAACCCUAUGAUGUGGGUAGAGCGCCAGAUGCAAGAACACGAACAUUUAUUUCACAUCCUGUCCAUCAUUCUCAUCCUGUGCAUCAUCCUGGCUUCUUGUUUUGCCUUGUCCGUCCUCUUUCUCGCCGUGUUCCAUGUCUCCAUUUCUUACGCUUUAUCGGCUUUUCAACGCACAGUAGAAACAAUACGAACAACAAUGCCAUCACUCAUUCCCGCAACCUCCUCUACUACGCCUGGUACCGCUAUUGACACAUCAUCAGCAGCAGCUCCUGGACCGUCUUCAGCGGCCGGGGCUCAAAAUAAUACAAUAGAAGGAAUUGAACCGUUAACAAUAACGGAAGAGCUUGAAAUCAUUAUCAAAACUCUCGGCAAUCAGCGAGAGCAUACCGAUGCAAUUCUCACAGCUCUCGGCGACCAGCGAGUGCGCAUCGAUGCAAUUGUCACAACUCUCGGCAACCAGCGAGAGCACACCGAUGAAAUGGUUAGGGACCUGCGGAACACACUCACUGUCGAACUUCAGGGAAUGCGUCAAGCAUUAAUCGCUCUCGAAACCCGACAGGCUGAAUAUCAUCUAAAUCAACGACAGAUACAAGAAGAUGAAGCGGGAGAAAUCAGAAGUGACGACAAUUACACGGAAGAAGAAAAAGAAGAAACAGAGAAGGACAAAGAAGAAGCAACUUCGUCGUCGACAACGGAAGAAGAAACAGAAGAGAAGGAUCAAGAAGAAGCAAGUUCAUCGUCGACAACGGAAGAAGAAAAGGAGGAGAAGGAUAAAGAAGAAGCAAGUUCAUCGUCGACAACAGAAGAAGAAAAAGAGGAGAAGGACAAAGAAGAAGCAACUUCGUCGUCGACAACGAAAGAAGAAGUAGAAAAAAAGGAUAAAGGAAAAGAAGCAAGCACUUCGUCGUAG
Zychaea mexicana is the source of this 1183-nucleotide messenger RNA. RefSeq lists its product as uncharacterized. The transcript has 4 exons. The record is from RefSeq and is a predicted model, not a curated record. Lineage: Eukaryota; Fungi; Mucoromycota; Mucoromycetes; Mucorales; Lichtheimiaceae. The coding region runs from base 5 to 1183 and encodes 392 amino acids.